Andrographis paniculata is the source of this 2543-nucleotide messenger RNA. RefSeq names its product long-chain-alcohol oxidase FAO4A-like. The coding region runs from base 170 to 2371 and encodes 733 amino acids. Gene Ontology annotation, molecular function: long-chain-alcohol oxidase activity; flavin adenine dinucleotide binding. The record is from RefSeq and is a predicted model, not a curated record. The transcript has 4 exons. NCBI's taxonomy places the organism in Eukaryota, Viridiplantae, Streptophyta, Magnoliopsida, Lamiales, Acanthaceae.
CAUAAAAUAUUUCAUCGGCCACUAACAAGGUGGGGAUGCGUACUCAGAAAUGGCAAAACCUGCUGACUUGUCACCUUAUUACCCACCCGCGAUUUGAACACGUCAUAAAGUGGAGGUGGAGAGCAACUGUGUACGUACUGCUGCUCCCAGAAGGAAGAAGAAGAAGAAGAUGAAGAAGAAGAAAAGCAGGUGGUCUGGUAGCCAAAUGGAGGUUCUUUCUGCCCUAUGCGACGCAUUCUUGCCUUCCAUAAACCCUCCUUCUUCUUCCUCUAACCACUCUCAUCCUCUUUCCUCCAUUAUCACUCACUUCUACCAAACCUCAGCUUCCAUGGCAGGCACUCCUCACCAUCUUGCUGUGUUGCUUGAAGAAAAAUUAGAGCAUCCGAAGCUAUACCUGAGUAAACUUGCAGUGUGGCUGCUGUCGACAUGGAUAGGGACCUUCAUACUCUGUGGGAGAAGAAGCAUCUCUCCUCAGUUUCCAUAUUUCAAGAGAUUUUCAGAGCUUUCACUUCAACAAAGGGAAGCUGUACUGCACUCAUGGUCUGAAAGCAAUUUCUACCUCUUAAGAAUACUCUUCACUGCUCUCAAGAUCUUCAUCCUUCUCCUCUUCUUCACUCAGGUGAAUGAGAAACAAGAGAAUGAUACAUGGGCAGCCAUAGAUUAUCGCAGGCCAAAACCAGACAAUGCAGAAAAGUUUGGACCUUUAGAAAAAGGCAUUGUUCGAUUAAGCCAUCGAUCGAAAGAAGAGUCUGUUAAAAGAUUACAAAGCUUAGGCUUCCCUGCCUCGACCCCGCAACAUUCGACCAAGAACAUAACCAAUUGUCUGAACCCCUCCUUCAUCAUCAAAUGCGAUGCCUUGAUCGUCGGCUCCGGCUCCGGAGGCGGUGUCGUUGCCGGAGUUCUUGCUAAGGCCGGAUACAAAGUUCUUGUUUUAGAGAAAGGGAGCUAUUUUGCAAGGAGUCAGCUGUCCCUUUUGGAAGGGGAAGCCAUGGAUCGAAUGUACUUAGGACAUGGGAUUAUGGGGACAGACAAUAUGGAUGUCCUGCUUCUUGCAGGAUCGACGGUCGGAGGCGGAUCGAAGAUCAACUGGUCGGCGUCAAUUCGGACCCCUCCGCAUGUUGUAAGAGACUGGAGCGAGAACCAUGGGCUGCAUUUCUUUCGUAGCCGCGGCUACGAGCAUGCGAUGGACGUCGUGUGCGGGAGAAUGGGAGUGCAGUCGAAGAUCGAUAACGAAGGAUUCAAUAACAUGGUUUUGCGGCGAGGCAGCGAGCGUUUGGGGUUCCCUACGGAUACGAUCCCGCGCAAUGCGCCAUCGAAUCACUACUGCGGCUCGUGCUGCAUGGGGUGUAAAGACGGGAGUAAAAAAGAUGUAUCGGAGACGUGGCUCAUGGAUAUGGUCGAAUUGGGCAACGGAAUAGUCCUCCCCGAAUGCGAAGCCGUAGAAGUCAUCACACAGCAAAACAGGGGAAGUUGCAGCCGGAGAAAGGCUAUCGGAGCGUCAUUCGUGUUCGACGACUACGACGGAGUCCGUCGAACUGCAGUCGUGGAUGCCAGAGUGACGGUGGUGGCGUGCGGUGCAAUUUGCACGCCGCCGUUGUUAACAAGAAGCGGUUUAAGGAAUGCAAGUAUAGGGAAGAACUUGCAUCUGCAUCCAGUGGUGAUGGGGUGGGGAUACUUUCCCGACGGCGAAUGGCCGGAGAGCGAGAAGAAGAGCUACGAGGGAGGGAUAAUGACGGCGAUGUCGAAAGUCACGGAAUCGUCAACCUACGACACGAUAAUUCAGACGCCGGCUUUGCAUCCGGGGAUGUUCUCCGCAUUGAUGCCUUGGCAAUCGGGCGCGGACAUGAGGCAACGGAUGCUCAAAUUCUCGCGCACGGCACACAUCUUUGCGCUGGCGAGGGACAAAGGCAGCGGCGUGGUGACUUCGCCGACGAACAUUAGUUACAAAAUGGCAAAAUGCGACGAAGACAAUUUAAGAGGAGGGUUAGAGAGAGUCCUGCGGAUACUAGCAGCUGCCGGCGCGGACGAAAUUGGAACUCAUCAUAAGAAAGGUCGGGUGCUGAAGGUGAAGGAGGCGAGCGCCGAGGAGUUGGAGAGGUUCUUGGAGGAGGAAAUGUCGAGGGCGCUGGAGAAGUUGUCGAGUCCGAUAUGUUCGGCGCAUCAGAUGGGGAGCUGCAGGAUGGGGACGGACCCGAAGCACUCGGCGGUGGCGCCAACGGGCGAGACGUGGGAAGUCGAGGGGCUUUACGUUGCCGAUUCGAGUGUUUUUCCGAGUGCAUUGGGUGUCAACCCCAUGGUUACUAUCCAGGCCAUUGCUUAUUGCACUGCACAAUCUAUUCUCAAUGUUCUUAACAAGAAGAGCGAGAAAUAGAUGUGGUAGGCGAAUUUGUGAUCGUUUUGAAUUCAAAAUCUACUCAUAUUUUCUUAUUUGUCUAUUGACUAAUAUAUGAACCAAAAAUGUUCUUUCAUAAUUCCGUACUUUAUGUAAUUUACUUUGUAGAGUCUAGUUUACAUGAUAUUAAGUUCCACACCUAAUUUUCAUU